AAGGUGAAGCAGAUUCAGAUGGAUACAUUUUGUUGAACGCUAACUUUGAGCUGGGUUUUGGUGUGGUUUUUAGAGAGAUGGGUUUUGUGAGUACUAUAUUAGGCUUCUGUGGAUUUGGAGUUGGGAUUUCAUUUGGCCUGGUGAUCGGAUACUAUCUGUUCAUCUACUUCCAGCCUUGUGAUGUUAAGGACCCUGUUAUUCGUCCAUUGGUUGAGCGAGAUACUAAAAGCUUGCAGCAGAUACUGUCUGAAAUUCCUCUUUGGAUUAAAUGUCCGGACUAUGACCGUGUGGACUGGCUCAACAAGUUUCUCGAGUAUAUGUGGCCUUACCUGGACAAGGCAAUUUGCAGAACUGCAAAAGAUAUUGCGGCACCAAUUAUUGCUGAGCAAAUACCAAAAUAUAAAAUUGAUUCUGUCGAAUUUGAAACACUAACUUUGGGGUCCUUACCUCCUACUUUCCAGGGGAUGAAGGUCUAUGUUACUGACGAAAAAGAAUUGAUCAUGGAACCAUCAUUAAAGUGGGCAGGAAAUCCUAAUGUCACUGUUGCGGUCAAAGCAUUCGGAUUAAAGGCAACUGUUCAGGUUGUGGACUUGCAGGUUUUUGCAGCUCCACGUAUUACUUUGAAGCCUCUGGUUCCAAGCUUUCCAUGUUUUGCCAAAAUCCUGGUGUCCCUCAUGGAAAAGCCACAUGUUGACUUUGGAUUGAAGCUUUUGGGUGCUGAUCUUAUGUCCGUUCCUGGCUUGUACAGGUUUGUCCAGGAGACCAUUAAAGAUCAGGUUGCUAACAUGUAUCUGUGGCCUAAAACUCUAGAAGUGCAGAUUUUGGAUCCAUCCAAAGCAAUGAAAAAACCUGUAGGGAUCCUGCAUGUGAAGAUUCUGAGGGCAAUGAAGCUGAGAAAGAAAGAUUUAAUGGGUGGAUCUGAUCCUUACGUAAAAGUUAAGCUCACUGAGUCAAAACUUCCUUCAAAGAAAACCACUGUGAAGCAUAAGAAUUUGAAUCCAGAGUGGGAUGAGGAAUUUAAUAUGGUUGUCAAAGAUCCAGAAACACAAGCAUUGGAGCUCUCUGUUUAUGAUUGGGAGCAGAUUGGCAAACAUGAUAAGAUGGGUAUGAAUGUUAUUCCACUGAAAGAUUUGACCCCUGAUGAAUCAAAAACUAUGACUCUGGAUCUCCUAAAGAAUAUGGAUUCUAAUGAUACUCAGAAUGAUAAGGACCGCGGUCAGAUCAUGGUGGAAUUAACCUACAAACCAUUUAAGGAGGACGAGGUGCCGAAAGAAUUUGAAGAGUCAGAUGCAGUACAAAAAGUUCCAGAAGGAACGCCACCAGGGGGAGGCGUCCUUAUGAUUACGGUCCAUGAAGCUCAAGAUGUUGAAGGAAAGCACCAUACUAAUCCAUAUGUCAGGAUUAUUUUCAGAGGGGAGGAAAGAAAAACUAAGGUACAAAAUUUCCUCUUCUUUCUAAUCCUUCAUUGCUCUCUACUUGGCAGGCAAUGAUAGAAAUGAGUAGGA
Nicotiana tabacum (common tobacco) is the source of this 1505-nucleotide messenger RNA. The record is from RefSeq and is a predicted model, not a curated record. Lineage: Eukaryota; Viridiplantae; Streptophyta; Magnoliopsida; Solanales; Solanaceae.